Molecule: messenger RNA, 1443 nt
Organism: Trematosphaeria pertusa
Lineage: Eukaryota; Fungi; Ascomycota; Dothideomycetes; Pleosporales; Trematosphaeriaceae
Product: glycoside hydrolase family 1 protein
Exons: 4
Coding region: 1-1443 (480 amino acids)
Biological process (GO): carbohydrate metabolic process
Molecular function (GO): beta-glucosidase activity
Source: RefSeq, a predicted model, not a curated record
AUGCCGGAUUCGUACCUGCCCAAAGACUUUCUGUGGGGAUUCGCGACCGCAAGCUAUCAAAUCGAGGGCGCGCCCCAUGAAGACGGCCGGGCGGACUCCAUCUGGGACAGCUUCUGCCGCAUCCCCGGAAAGAUUGCUGGCGGAGCUUCGGGUGAUGUGGCUUGCGACUCCUACCAUCGCACAGAUGAGGAUAUCGCGCUCCUGAAGGAAACUGGAGCUAAAUCCUACCGCUUCUCGCUCUCGUGGUCUCGUAUCAUCCCACUCGGCGGCCGGAAUGACCCCGUAAACGAGAAGGGGCUCCAGCAUUAUGUCAAGUUUGCCGAUGACCUGCGUGCCGCGGGUAUCGAGCCCAUGGUCACGCUGUUCCACUGGGACCUCCCCGACAACCUCCACAAGCGCUACGGCGGUAUGCUGAACAAGGACGAGUUCGUCAAGGAUUAUGAGAAUUACGCUAGGGUCUGCUUCAAAGCCUUCGGCUCGAAAGUCAAAUACUGGAUCACGUUCAACGAGCCGUGGUGUAGCUCCAUCCUCGGCUACGGCACGGGAUUGUUUGCGCCAGGACGCUGUAGCGAUCGGAGUAAAAGCGCGGAGGGUGACAGCACCACAGAGCCCUGGAUUGUGGGGCAUUCGUUAUUGAUUGCCCAUGGCGCGGCCGUAAAGGCUUAUAGAGACGACUUUAAAGCCAAGGAUGGCGGUCAGAUAGGAAUAACCCUGAACGGGGACUGGACAGAGCCCUGGGAUCCGAACGACCCGAAGGACGUCGAAGCAUGCGACCGCAAGAUCGAAUUCGCCAUCUGCUGGUUCGGUGACCCGGUCUACUUCGGAAAAUACCCCGAUUCCAUGCGGAAGCAGCUGGGUAGCAGACUCCCAGAGUUCACGGCAGAAGAAGCUGCUCUCGUCAAAGGCAGCAAUGACUUCUACGGUAUGAACCACUACUGUGCCAACUACAUUAAGCACAAGCAGGGCGAGCCAGAACCCGAAGACCAUGCUGGCAACCUCGAGAUCCUAAUGCAGAACAAGGACGGAGAGUGGAUUGGUCCAGAGACUCAAUCUGUUUGGUUGAGGCCGAUGCCUCUCGGCUUCAGGAAACUUAUGAAGUGGCUUAGUGACAGGUACGGCGGACCGACCUUCUACGUGACGGAGAAUGGAACAAGCUUGAAGGGCGAGAGCGACCUGCCGCUAGAGAAACUGCUGGACGACGAGUUCCGGUGCGAGUAUUUCAGAGGCUACAUCGGAGCUAUGGCAGAUGCCCACGCAAAAGACGGCGUGGACGUCAGGGGCUACUCGGCCUGGAGUCUUAUGGAUAACUUCGAAUGGGCCGAGGGGUACGAAACCCGCUUCGGCGUCACCUACGUCGACUACGAGGGCGGGCAAAAGCGCUAUCCAAAGAAGAGCGCGUACGAGAUCGGCAAGAUCUUUGCGAAGUACAUCAAAAAGGAGUAA